UUAAUUUAAUCAUUUGUCCCUUUAAUGAUAUUUAACUUCACCGCUCUUCUUCCUCCUCCUCCUCCUCCAUCUCUCUCCCUCUUCUCCAACACCAUCAAUGGGUUCAACAGGAAACCCUAAUCCAUGGGAUCAAUACGAUUCAUACAGAGACUGCUCACAAGGAGUAUGCAGCGUCUACUGCCCUCAAUGGUGUUACAUCAUCUUCCCUCCUCCUCCCUCCUUCUUCCUCGACGACGAAGACUCCUCCUCCUCCUCCUCCGACUUCUCUCCUCUCCUCAUCGCUCUCAUCGGAAUCCUCGCUAGCGCCUUCAUCCUCGUCACAUACUACACACUCAUCUCCAAGCACUGCCACCGCUCCUCCACAACCUCAGGAGCUGUCAUCUCUUCCUCCGUCACCACCGACACUUGGCGGCAGGGAAACAACGGAGCUUCGAAUCCGAACGGAGGUGGAGUCGAUGAGAGUCUGAUUAAAUCGAUAGAGGUUUACAGAUACAGAAAGGGAGAUGGAUUCGUGGAAUCUUCGGAUUGCGCUGUGUGCUUGAGCGAGUUCGAGGAGGAGGAGAGAUUGAGAUUGCUACCUAAAUGCAGCCACGCGUUUCACGUGCCUUGUAUUGAUACUUGGUUGAAAUCUCACUCUAACUGUCCUCUCUGUCGCGCCGGGAUCAGCGUAACCGUCGUCACUAACGCCGUCGAAUCCAAUCAAUCGAUCGCCACGGAGUCUGCAGAGAUUCAAUCGGUUUCGAUCGAUUCCGUCGUCGUUAACUUAGAUCUGGAAACCGGAUCUCGGGAUGAGACGGUUGUUGUUGCUAACAUGAACGGUGGAUCGACGCCGAAACCACCGGAACUUCGGGGAACUAGAGGCGGAGAGCAUCAAGUGAAUCGGAACUCAGGUGACGUGGUAUUGAUCGCGGAUAUACUCCGGGAGAUCGAAGAGGAUGAAGAAUCGGGGGGUGUAGUAGGAACCUCUCGGCGUGUAGAAGAUGGGGAAGGAGAGAAGACGCCUCCGCCGUCAGUUUCGGCGGCGAAUCAAGCUGCUGGAGGAAUUUCUAAUUUUCUGGCGCGGAGUUACGGCAGAGCAAGGAAUUACCGUUUACCGAGUUGAUAAAAAGAAGAUUUACGAUUAGGAAAAUUUGAAUUUUAGUUAUAAAAAGUCAAAAUGCGAAUUGGCUUUUACUGUGUUGGUUAGUUAGACAAAUUUAUACGGUUGGUAAUCUUAUACCGGUAAAACCAUUCUACCCUUUUAUGUAAAACGCUUGAUGAGCUUUUAUCAUAGCCUCUAGCCCACUUUGAUAA
This is a messenger RNA of Raphanus sativus (radish), 1293 nucleotides long. RefSeq names its product RING-H2 finger protein ATL51. The transcript has a single exon. NCBI's taxonomy places the organism in Eukaryota, Viridiplantae, Streptophyta, Magnoliopsida, Brassicales, Brassicaceae. Bases 98 to 1102 code for a protein of 334 amino acids. The record is from RefSeq and is a predicted model, not a curated record. Gene Ontology annotation, biological process: protein ubiquitination. Gene Ontology annotation, molecular function: transferase activity.